AAGAACCCCACGGGCACUGAGACCCAGCGGAACCCCCAGCUACCCUGCCAGUCAACACUGAACGGGAGACGACGACGUGCUAACGAGCUAGCCGGGUAGCUAUAGCUAUCCGGUGUGUGCGUGGUGGGGGCGAUUUAUACAAUAUUUACACAGAAUAUAUUUCACUUUUUAAGUUACCUAUCCAGGUCAUUUAAUAAUGCCCAGCAAAAAGAAGAAAUACAACGCCAGGUUCCCUCCGGCGAGGAUUAAGAAGAUUAUGCAGACUGAUGAAGAAAUAGGCAAAGUGGCUGCAGCAGUACCUGUUAUUAUUUCGAGAGCCCUGGAGCUUUUUUUGGAAUCGCUGCUCACAAAAGCAUGUCAAGUUACGCAGUCUAGGAACGCAAAGACAAUGACAACGUCACAUCUAAAGCAGUGUAUUGAGCUGGAGCAACAGUUUGACUUCCUGAAAGACCUGGUGGCAUCAGUGCCAGACAUGCAGGGCGAGGGCGAAGAGAACCACACAGAGGGGGCAGGAGACAAAGUCCCACGCAGAGGCCGAAAACCAGGGUCUGGUCGCAAGAAUGGAGGAGCCAGCUCCAAAGGCAAGGACAAGAAGCUGUCAGGCACCGAGUCCGAGCAAGAGGAUGACUCUGAAGACAGCGAGACAGACGGGGAAGAGGAGGACGGCUCUCAGUCAAGCACAACUCUGCAGCCUGUGUCCAAGUUUCAAAGCUCAGACAUGCCCCCCCAGUACUUGCACAUGGGCAACAUGGUCUCUAUGGGCAGCAUGGUGCCUGCACAGCCCCCAGGUGGCAUGGCCUUUGCCCCUCACCCCUCCAUGAUGAGUGCCACGCCACCGCCCCCCGCCCCUGCACCACACAAAAAUGAGGAGGACGACGAUGAAGACUAUGACUCUUAGCUCCCUCUCCCCCUCCCACAUCUCCAACACACACAAACACACACAUACACAUUUUUACCUUUAAUUUGGUUCUCUUAUGUUCUUACGGCGGGUGCUCUGAGCAGGGGAGGGAAAGACUCUUUUCAUCGCAGCCCGCUGACAGAAAAGCCCACGGCAGCCGGCCGUAUGAGACGCCUAGACAAGCCUGCCACGGCAGAAGACAGAUAACUGGUUGUAUAUUAUGUGUUUUAAUUUUCUUUUUUUUUUUUAAAGACGUUUUUAUUUUAUUGUAAAGGAGAAUCCAACCAGGAUGUUUUUUAAGAAGUCGAGUUGCUCUAUUUUGACGAUUAAAGUGGCAGUCGUCAGCGGUUUGCCACGAGUCCCUCAGACAGGCAAGGAUUGGUUUGUGUUACUUUGUAGUUUUAUUUUUCCUUUUGCACUUUGGUUUCUCUCUCAGUCCUCUGUAUUAGCCGUCAUUGUUGUGAAAAGAACAUAUCACUCCUCGUCGCUCAAACCCUCAGGCUGGUAAAGAAAAUUAAGAAUUCUAUACAUGGUAGUUAAAGCCUUAUAGCCUUUGAUGUACAUGCAAAGGCAACUACUUGAGAUGAUUUUUUCAGGGCAACAGUUUAUAAAGUAUUUUGAAAGCGACCAGCACUUGUCUAAAGGAAGGGAAUCAUCGAUCAUUGUCUCAUCAGAUGUUAUUAUUAAUUGCUAUGUUAUUAAUUGGCUAUGAAAAACUGCUGUUACGAUGUGGGCCCUACUUCCUGACUUUGUCACAACUUGCUCGUCCAGUCCAUUUGUGUAGCUGUUAUGUAAACAAGGAAGCAGGUGUGUUGUAUUUUUACUGUUGGUUAAACUGCAGCAUUUUGAAUUCAUUUCCAUUUUUAAUUCACAUUUUUAUAAGGAAACUGUCCUCCAGUCCGCAGCGUCAACCCCGAAGCCAAUCACGUCAGCAUGGAAACAAUUUCAGAGAGUUUGUUGUUUUCUCGACACUGUCAAUUACAAGCCACUGCUCUCGCGGUAUGACAAAUGGUAUUAUUUUGUACUGCUGCCACCCAACCCACACAAACCCCCCAUCUGCAUUGAUGACCCAGACGUCUGUGCAGCCAUGUCUAUCAGAAUUACUGUGACUCUCACACUAGAACUUUGUUUUUAAAUUUGCUUAGCUCCUUCCUUUUCUCCCUGGUCCACACUAAUUUCUAUUCCUUUCCGCUCAUUACACUCCCCCCACCCCACAUGCAUCUGCCAUUUCCAUUUCAUUUGUGGUCACCCCCCAACUCCCCCUUUUAGAUUGUUUUAAUGUAUCCACUGAAAGCAGAGAGAUAGGGUUCCCAUAUAUGUGUCAGUCUCAAUAUGAAAUGUUUCCAAAUAGACAGUUGAAAUUGACACUGUAUUGUAAACUUUUAACAUUCUUUUUAUUUUGUAUGGGUGAAAUAAAGUUCAGAUUUCAAUAAAAAAACAAUCAAAACUCAC
This is a messenger RNA of Myripristis murdjan (pinecone soldierfish), 2350 nucleotides long. RefSeq names its product DR1-associated protein 1 (negative cofactor 2 alpha) (gene drap1). Gene Ontology annotation, biological process: transcription by RNA polymerase II. The record is from RefSeq and is a predicted model, not a curated record. Gene Ontology annotation, cellular component: nucleus; negative cofactor 2 complex. NCBI's taxonomy places the organism in Eukaryota, Metazoa, Chordata, Actinopteri, Holocentriformes, Holocentridae. The coding region runs from base 197 to 898 and encodes 233 amino acids. Gene Ontology annotation, molecular function: core promoter sequence-specific DNA binding; RNA polymerase II general transcription initiation factor activity; protein heterodimerization activity. The transcript has 7 exons.